Messenger RNA from Rhipicephalus sanguineus (brown dog tick), 533 nucleotides. RefSeq lists its product as uncharacterized. Lineage: Eukaryota; Metazoa; Arthropoda; Arachnida; Ixodida; Ixodidae. The record is from RefSeq and is a predicted model, not a curated record. The coding region runs from base 51 to 497 and encodes 148 amino acids. The transcript is spliced from 3 exons.
CAUGCAGUGGUGUUGCCGAACUAAUGUGAACUGUGUGUUAUUGAAACUGAAUGCAGAGUCUGCUCGCAGUGAAGGAAGACAAAGCUGCAGUGGCAGUGAAAGAGCUGUUUCCUGCGCCACAACAUGGGACCAGCCAUGUGGCAAACUCGGAGUUUAUAGGCGCAGCAAGCCUUGGAGAGCUUACAGCUGCGGAGCCUGCAGAUUAUAUUGACACUUCAGCUGGCAAUGUUAUUGCAGAGUUCAUUUUAGACUCUUCUGUGGAUGAAGCAUUGGGCCUUCCACAGACGCUCAUAUACGGUACAUCGCACGAGCAUACUGAGGCAGCCCCAGUUGAAGUGGAAGGGCCACCGAAUGAAGAAAGUGUGCAAACAGUUGCACAUGCGCAGGUUGCUCCCACAGGCCCCUUCACAGAGGGGCUCUUCAAUGUUGUGGAUGGACAGGCAAGCAUACAUUUUUUUUUACCUUGGUGUGUCUGUGUGUGUAAUACCCUCUGUUAAAUGUGUAAAAAACCACCUCCUCUGUAAUUAUGAGUG